Molecule: messenger RNA, 2514 nt
Organism: Clavispora lusitaniae ATCC 42720
Lineage: Eukaryota; Fungi; Ascomycota; Pichiomycetes; Serinales; Metschnikowiaceae
Gene: ENA2
Product: Na(+)-exporting P-type ATPase
Biological process (GO): monoatomic ion transmembrane transport; sodium ion transport; intracellular calcium ion homeostasis
Cellular component (GO): plasma membrane
Molecular function (GO): ATP binding; P-type potassium transmembrane transporter activity; P-type sodium transporter activity
Source: RefSeq, a predicted model, not a curated record
AUGCCAUGCACCUCUGGCGUGUCUUAUUUGCAGGACCGAUACAAGGGUUCUUGGCCCCAUCUUGGCAUUUAUCAAAUGCUCCGCUCUAUAAAGAGGCUCGCGCUCCCCGUACUGACAAGAAAAAAAUUAUUUUAUAGACUACAACAAAUUAAUCUUUUAGAGUUUGGUAUGCCUAACUCUGAUUCGAACAAAGAGAAAAUUCCAUCUUACGAACGUAAUGACACUGAAGAGUCUUCCUCCAUGUCAAGCAAGUAUACUGGUGCUGACGAGUUUCAGCCCUAUCGUCACACGGUAGAGAAAGUUGCUCGCGUGUUCGGAUGCGACACAACUAAUGGCUUGACCUCGCAAGCUGCUAAAGAUUUGCUCCUGGAGCACGGCUCCAACACCUUGGGCGAAGGCGAUAAGAUCAGCUACACCAAGAUUUUGGCUCACCAGGUGUUCAAUGCUAUGAUCAUGGUAUUGCUCAUUUCCAUGGUUAUUGCUUUGGCCAUCAAGGAUUGGAUCUCUGGUGGUGUUAUCGGUGCCGUUGUCCUUAUUAAUAUUUCCAUCGGUUUCAUCCAGGAAGUGAAGGCGGAGAAAACUAUGGGAUCCUUGAGAUCCUUGAGUUCCCCUUCCGCAAGAGUGACUCGUGACGGUGACGACUUUCAGAUUGCCGCUGAGGAAGUUGUUCCUGGCGAUAUUGUUCACAUCAAAGUCGGAGACACUGUUCCCGCUGACUUGAGAUUAAUUGACGUUAUGAACUUGGAAACUGAUGAAGCCCUUUUGACUGGUGAGUCCUUGCCCGUGGCUAAAAACCACGAAGAGGUUUACUCGGACCUGUCUGUUCCUGUUCCAGUCGGCGACAGAUUGAACAUGGCAUUUUCUUCUUCCAUCGUUUCGAAGGGUAGAGGAACUGGUAUUGUUAUCGCCACGGGAUUAAACACAGAGAUUGGUAGAAUUGCCCAGUCUUUGAGAGGUGAAAAGGGAGUAAUUAGAUCAGUCAAUAGGGAUGGCGACAAUUCCCCUGGCGUGAAAGAUUACUCUCGAGCAUUUUUUGGAACCAUCAAAGACAUCACAGGUAACUUUUUGGGUGUGACUGUCGGAACACCUUUGCAACGUGUUUUGUCCUGGUUGGCAAUCUUUUUGUUUUGGGUGGCCGUUGUCUUUGCCAUUGUGGUUAUGGCGGUUCAAAAAAUGCACGUCAACAAGGAAGUGGCCAUCUACGCUAUUUGUGUGGCUUUAUCUAUGAUUCCUUCUGCAUUGGUUGUCGUUUUGACCAUCACCAUGGCCGUCGGUGCCCAAGUGAUGGUAUCUAAGAAUGUCAUUGUCCGUAAACUUGACUCCUUGGAAGCGUUGGGCGGUAUCAAUGACAUUUGCUCUGACAAAACAGGCACGUUGACCCAGGGAAAAAUGGUAGCGAAAAAGGUGUGGAUUCCUUCGGUUGGCACCUUUGGAAUGGAAAACUCUAAUGAAGCCUUCAACCCAGAAAUCGGUGACUUGACCUACACCAAGUACUCUCCUAAGUACGUGAAGGAAACAGAUGAAGAGAUUGACUUUUUGCCAAUUGACAAGACUGAUAAAGAAAAUUUUGCAACGAACUUCAAAACUUGGUUGACUGCUGCAACUUUGGCCAACAUUGCUACUGUGACUCAAAGUAAAGACGAAGAAUCUGGUGAAAUGGUUUGGAAAGCGCACGGAGAUGCUACUGAAAUUGCCAUUCAAGUGUUUUGCUGUAGAGUUGGUUUCCCUAGAGAAGAAUUUGCCAGAGGUUUCAAGCACAUCGAAGAAUUCCCAUUUGAUUCUUCUAUCAAGAGGAUGUCUGCAAUUUAUACUAUGGGCGACAAGACUAAGGUUUUCACCAAGGGUGCAGUGGAGAGAAUUUUGCGCAGAUGCACCCGGUGGACUGGUAAUCCGGAAGAAAAGACAGACACCUCUGAAUUGGUGGAAAUGACAGAGGAUGACAUUGCAGAAAUAGAAGCUAAUAUGGAUGCUAUGUCUUCUCAAGGUUUGCGUGUGUUGGCCUUUGCCAGUAGGGACUACGAUCUUGAAAAGGAAGAUAUUUCGGACAGAGAAGCUGUUGAAUCUAACUUGACUUUCCAUGGAUUGGUUGGUAUUUACGACCCUCCUCGUCUUGAGACAGCAAAAUCUGUUAAAUUGUGUCAUAAGGCUGGUAUUAAUGUCCAUAUGGUUACUGGUGAUCAUCCAGGAACUGCGAAAGCCAUUGCUCAAGAAGUCGGUAUCAUUCCACGCAACUUGUAUCAUUACAGCCAGGAGGUUGUAGAUGCAAUGUGUAUGACCGCAGUUGAUUUUGAUGCUUUAACUGAUGAACAAAUUGACGCUUUGCCCGUUUUGCCUUUGGUUAUUGCCCGUUGUGCGCCACAAACUAAAGUCAGAAUGAUCGACGCAUUGCAUCGCCGUGACAAAUUCUGUGCUAUGACCGGAGAUGGUGUCAAUGAUUCUCCAUCUUUGAAGAAAGCAGAUGUUGGUAUUGCCAUGGGUCUUAACGGUUCUGAUGUGGCCAAGGAUGCCUUCUGA